CGUCGCCCUUCUCUGUCGCUGUGUCAUUCUUCGUUAAGGUUUUUGGAAUCCAUUAAGAGAGAGAACACCAUUUCUGCAGAUAAUGCCUUCUUUGCUCCUUCACUCAUUCUUCUCUUCUCUCUCAGAUUCCUUUUAGCAAUUCUCUCUUCUUCUUCUUCUUCUUCUUCUUCUUCUUCUUCUCUUCAUUCUCUCUUUCUGGGCAUGUUUCUCUCACAGAUUUAGCCUCUUCUUCCACCCCUUUUCGUCCCUUCAACCGCCGGCGAUGCACCGGGACCGUCCUACGCUUGGCGGCGUCGGCACCGGCACCGGCGCCUCCAAGUUGGACGUCACUCCCAUCGAUCGAAAGCGCAUCAACGACGCUCUCGAUAAACAGCUCGAGCGAUCCUCGCCCUCCACUUCUCGUACCGUCAUUAACGGCAAGGAUAAUAAGCCCUCCGCGCCUCAGUCGCUGUUAAUGCCGAAGCCCUUGUCUGAUCAGAGAGACUCUCGUUCUGCGUCUCUCUCUAAGACCAACUGCUCUGAGGAAUCUGAGACUGACAGUGAAGAGUCAGAUGUUAGUGGAUCUGAUGGUGAUGAUACAUCUUGGAUUUCAUGGUUUUGUAAUCUGCGAGGAAACGAAUUCUUUUGUGAAGUGGAUGAUGAUUAUAUACAAGAUGACUUUAACCUUUGUGGGUUAAGCAGCCAAGUUCCAUACUAUGAUUAUGCCCUUGAUUUGAUUCUGGAUGUUGAGUCCUCUAAUGGUGAUAUGUUUACAGAGGAACAGAAUGAACUAAUUGAAUCUGCAGCUGAAAUGCUUUACGGUCUAAUUCAUGCGAGAUACAUAUUGACGAGUAAAGGAAUGGCUGCUAUGCUGGACAAAUUCAAGAAUUAUGACUUUGGGAGAUGUCCUAGAGUUUACUGCUGUGGACAGCCCUGUCUUCCUGUUGGUCAAUCAGACAUUCCUAGAGCAGGCACCGUUAAGAUAUACUGUCCAAGAUGUGAGGAUGUUUAUUAUCCUCGGUCGAAGUUUCAAGACAUUGAUGGAGCUUAUUUUGGAACUACAUUUCCUCACCUCUUCCUGAUGACAUAUGGACACCAUAAGCCACAAAAAGCCAUUCAGAGUUACGUGCCGAGAGUAUUUGGAUUCAAGAUCCACAAGCCAUGAAGGCUGAAACUUUGAAGCAUUCACUUGGGUGAGUUAUGAGCACAUCUCUGUUUGCUGCUUUGAGAAUUAGUGUAACAGAUGCCUCUUUUGAGAAUAAUAAUGAUGAAGAUUUCUUCCCCUUUAUCUGCCUUGGAAUGUUAGAAUGAAGCAUUCGUCUUACCCCUUGUGAAUGGAUUAAUGGAGACUCCAAUUCUCAUGAUGGCUCGAUAUUUGGUGAGCUUCUUUAGAACACACCCCCCACCCCCACCCCACCCCACAAAAAAAAAAAAAAAAAAAAAAAAAAAGGAAAAAGGAAGAACUCUUUUUGGUAGGUUAUGGAGAUUGUUGUCUUGUUUAAUUUGUUUCUGCAUCAAACAGUUUUAUUCAUGACAAUUGAAAUAUAGCUUGUCACAAUGCCUUGUA
Molecule: messenger RNA, 1546 nt
Organism: Benincasa hispida (wax gourd)
Lineage: Eukaryota; Viridiplantae; Streptophyta; Magnoliopsida; Cucurbitales; Cucurbitaceae
Product: casein kinase II subunit beta-1-like
Cellular component (GO): cytoplasm; protein kinase CK2 complex
Molecular function (GO): protein kinase regulator activity
Source: RefSeq, a predicted model, not a curated record